This is a messenger RNA of Eimeria tenella, 471 nucleotides long. RefSeq lists its product as uncharacterized. The record is from RefSeq and is a predicted model, not a curated record. NCBI's taxonomy places the organism in Eukaryota, Apicomplexa, Conoidasida, Eucoccidiorida, Eimeriidae. The transcript has 4 exons.
CUGGAAAGCGAGUUAGAUGACGCCAACAGAGUGCGGAAGAGACUCGAGAAGGCCCAAGCUGUGUCUCUGUCGCAGCUGCAGCUGCUGCAGCAGCUGCAGCAGCAGCAGGAAAAAGAAGGAGACAAAGAGCAGCAGCAGCAGCAGCAGCUCAACGAGCUCAUAAAGAAAAACGCAGAACUCCAAGACGCCGUCAGAGAGCUCACCGAGAGCAAAGACCAGUUGACGAAGCAGAUGAUGGAAGCGUUUUCUAAAAGUGACACAAGAGCAGCAGAUGCUGCAGAGGACCUGAAGGUGCGUCUGGCAGCAGCAGAGGCGCAGGCUGCUGCGCUGCAGCAGCAGCAGCUGCUGCAGGUGGAUCUGCUGAAGGCCCAAUUUGAAAAGGAGACAGAAGGGGCCCUUAACGCCUUGAAGGAGCAGCUGCAGAUUCGGGACAGAGAGUCCAGCUUCUACAGAAAAGCCAUGAUUGGCUAG